UUGCAGGACUGACGCUUUCCCUCUCCUCUGUGCCUUACCCGCAAAGAUGGGCCGCAGGAAGUCAAAGCGGAAGCCCCCACCCAAGAAGAAGAUGACAGGCACCCUGGAGACGCAGUUCACCUGCCCCUUCUGUAACCACGAGAAGUCCUGUGAUGUCAAAAUGGACCGGGCUCGGAACACUGGCGUAAUAUCAUGUACUGUGUGUCUGGAAGAAUUUCAGACUCCCAUAACGUAUCUUUCCGAACCGGUGGACGUGUACAGUGAUUGGAUAGACGCUUGCGAGGCGGCCAACCAGUAGCAGCAACUGGGCAGGGAGCUCAUUUGUGCUAAUUCUGGAUAUUACAGUAUUUUGUAUGUGGAAAAAAAUGUGCUAGUUCCGUACCAUGAGACAAUCGGGGGCUUUGGAGAAGGUGGCUGGGUUUUUUAUUAGCUUUUCCAUCCAAGGAUCUUUUUAUAGCUGUUGUUCCUUGUUGUGAAUUACCCUGAGGCCAAUUUAGCCCCAUGCACUUUUCAUCAGUGUAACACUGUUAAGGGACAAUUUGGAAAUGCUGCUCUAGUUAAGGGGUGGGGAGGAGGAGAGGAGCAUUUUGUUUUGCUCAGCCCAGCAGUUUGAAAGUUCACAAGAUAAGAAACGACUUGUCACCAUGAUUAACUGACAACAGUUAAUAAAAAGUCCGUUGCUAAUCCUA
Molecule: messenger RNA, 689 nt
Organism: Mauremys reevesii (Reeves's turtle)
Lineage: Eukaryota; Metazoa; Chordata; Testudines; Geoemydidae
Gene: ELOF1
Product: elongation factor 1 homolog
Exons: 3
Coding region: 47-298 (83 amino acids)
Biological process (GO): transcription elongation by RNA polymerase II
Cellular component (GO): transcription elongation factor complex
Molecular function (GO): RNA polymerase II complex binding
Source: RefSeq, a predicted model, not a curated record